AAGGGGGACGGGUGCUGCUGCUGUGCUGACUCCUGACUGGGUCACCCAGCUAGGCUAGGCUGGGCUAGGCUGGGCUAUAAAACCGAGCCGAGGCAGCGCAGCUGGCUCACACCGCCGCCGGAGCCCCGCAGCCUCCUCCUCCUCCUCCUUGUUUUUCCUGGAAUACUGAUCCGACCCCAGCAGCAAGAUGUGCAAGGGACUCGCAGCGCUGCCAGCCACUUGCUUAAAAAGUGCCAAAGACAUGAAGCACCGUCUGGGCUUCUUGCUGCAGAAGUCAGAUUCCUGUGACUACAGCUCUUCCCAGGGCAAGAAGGAGAAGAUAUCUUCAAGCCAGAGGCUUAGCCAAGAGGAAGUCAGGAAAUGGGCAGACUCCUUGGAAAAUCUGAUCCAUCAUGACAGAGGACUGGCUGCUUUCCGUGCUUUUCUCAAGUCUGAGUACAGUGAGGAAAACAUCGAGUUCUGGGUCAGCUGUGAGGAGUACAAGAAAACCAAGUCACCAGCCAAGCUCAGCCCCAAGGCCAGGAAGAUCUAUGAUGAGUUCAUCUCAGUGCAGGCCACAAAAGAGGUGAACUUGGAUUCAUGCACACGGGAGAAGACAAGCCACAAUAUGCUGGAGCCCACACUGUCCUGCUUUGAUGAGGCCCAGAGGAAAAUAUUCACCCUCAUGGAGAAGGAUUCCUAUCGCCGCUUCCUCAAGUCCCCUUACUACCUGGACUUGGUCAGCCCCCCUGGGGCUGGCUGUGGGCCCGAAAACUGCAAAAGAAACCACACUCACAGCUUAGACUGCAACUCCAACAUCAUCUCUCAGUGUGCCUGAGCCUGCAGCACGGCAGGGGCGGGCCGGGCUCUCGCAGAAUAUACGGCAGCAAAAGCACUCAUUGGCAUGAAGCAACAGAGCUGUCUCCAGUAGCUGUCUAAUGUCCCAGUUGUGUCCCAUGUCAUGCAACAGCCAGCAUUUGUAACCCCAUCCGGGCUCAGUGUGUGCAGCAAACCCUCCUCUGAUGGGUCGGGGCAGGAGCUGGGGGCUGUGUCUGGCACAGGAGCUGGGGGCAGGAGCUGGGGACAGUGCCAGGGCUCUGCCAGCCCUGCCAGCCCAGGAGCUGCAGUGCCAGCCCAGGAGCUGCAGUGCCAGCCCUGGCUCUGCCCACGGAGGGACAGGCAGGCAAGGGCACUCACCCUGUGACACCCAGCGAGGUGCAGGGCAGGGAGAAGCCAAGGGAAGAGCUGGAGGCUGGGAUCUCCCCUUUCUAAUGUGCAGAGGUGUGGGUGAAAAGGGCUGGCUCUGGUCCUUAGCUGUCACGGCUCCCCAGUGCCCAGGCUGGCAGGAGUUGUUUGCCCAGAGCUCAGGCUGUGCUGCAUUGCAGGAUCAGGCACAGGAAGGGCUCCUGCUCUCUCUUGAAGGGAGACCAAAGCUUUUUGGACAGCCUCCCUCCAUCACAGGCAGGGAGGGUGGCAGGGGAGCUCAGCCUCCUCCCUCCAGCUGCUCCCUCUGUGGCACCACGUUCAUGCUGGCCAGGGAUCUUCCCUAGGGCUGUGCAGAGCUGUCAGUUUGGGGGGGCUCGUUAUUCCCUGCGUUAUUUAUUGCGACCUUCACGCUCCCAGGUUAAACACUCCAGCAGAGCAGAACAGAAGUGUGCUCCUGCUCUCCCAGCCAGGUGUAUAUUCCAUUUGGAUUCAGCUUUGCCUGUCCUGGCUUGUAAGGAGCAGUUUGUCAGGGAACAGGACCACAAUAUCUGAGGAGGAAAGGCCCCGCUGGGGAGUACUUGAAAACGAUGGAGUUUUUUGAGGUGUUAUUUAGUAUUUCAGUAAUAGCAUGGCUUGCUUUUCCUAAAGAUGGGAGAGGGAAUGUGUCUAUCUCCUUACUGCUCCAGGGGUUUGCCAGAAGGCAAGGCUCACUUUUGGAUUGCUGUGGUGAGACACGGCCUUUGCUGUGGGGUUUGGCAGUGCCCUGCAGUGGGCAGCACGGGAGGCAGCUGCAGGAUCCCUGCAGCCCCUCUCCUGUCCUGCUGCAGCACCAGGUGUGUCACUGUCCCCAGCCUUGGUCCCUCCUGCAUUAGAUAUCGCUGCUCUGGCCACUGUGCAUCCUGCACUCUGCAUCCCAGCCCAGAUAACAGCUCUCACACCGGGGUUUUGGCAUGGCAGGAGGAGGCUGUGGCUCUCCAGGCCCAUAGAGAAACUCCAUUUUUAACAUGUGCUUUAUUUUGUAUUUAUUCAAUGUACUAACACCUAUCGCCAUGCAUGUUCAGCUAAGAGGUGGAGAGGCUUGCUAAAGCUCUGAACAUAGCCAAGCAUGUGGCUAUGUUUUAUUUCCCCCUGGUACUGGGAACUCUUGGUAACUAUUGAAAAACUGUAUUAAUAUUUAAAUAAUGAUGAAUGCAGUCUAAAUAAAAAUGUUUGCGUUA
Molecule: messenger RNA, 2402 nt
Organism: Catharus ustulatus (Swainson's thrush)
Lineage: Eukaryota; Metazoa; Chordata; Aves; Passeriformes; Turdidae
Gene: RGS4
Product: regulator of G protein signaling 4
Exons: 5
Coding region: 188-817 (209 amino acids)
Source: RefSeq, a predicted model, not a curated record